Messenger RNA from Bolinopsis microptera, 1847 nucleotides. RefSeq lists its product as uncharacterized. The transcript is spliced from 6 exons. The record is from RefSeq and is a predicted model, not a curated record. Gene Ontology annotation, molecular function: protein binding. Bases 47 to 1327 code for a protein of 426 amino acids. NCBI's taxonomy places the organism in Eukaryota, Metazoa, Ctenophora, Tentaculata, Lobata, Bolinopsidae.
UUAGCAGCAUGUUAUAAUGUAACCUGGAGGGAUCCUACGUAGCAACAUGGUUCAAUUGGACGAUCCUCUCUCACUAGCAGCGGAUGUUAUCUCAAGAUUCUCACUUAUGUCUAUCAUACCUGAACGUGAAGUUAAGAUAAAAGAACCCUUCUCUGAUCCCACCAGUCUGAGCUCUAAACAACGGCAGGUCCUACUGAAGCGUGCUGAACUCUCCGCUAAGAUUACCACUCCUGAUGUUAGACCUGGGGAGGCUGGUAAAAGAAAGGAGCCUCUCAGGGGGAGGACUCAAGGAACUUCGGAAUUCCCUGCAAAUCUUAGAUUGUCGUACCCUGUGGAGAGGUGUGUUGAGAGACAGUUACCCAGGAGUUACGACGUAGACAGAAGUCCUGCUCUCUCCAGACCUCUCACUCCUAUACUCAGAGUUCACUGCACCAGACACUUUAGUAAACCUGUUCCAGCAACACCAGUAAAAGUUGAUUACCUAAAGAAGCUACCAGUAGAUAUCACUAUCUUGCUUCUACAGAAAUACAUAUCUCCGCCGGAUUUACUCAGUGUCCGGGGAGUGUGUAAGUACUACCAGAUGUUAUGUGAUUUGAAAGUUGUGAAACGGCGCUGGAAAGAACACCUCACCGUGGAGAAACUCAACUUUAUCAACAGAGGAAAGGAGAACAGUAAAGUUACCCCGUUACCGCUGACAAGGAGAAUGUCUAGGAGUAAAGGUCCUCUCAGCCCCAUCCAACCUGCCCCCUCUGCUUCCUCUCCCGCCUUCAGAUGGGGCUCCUCCCCCAAAACCCCCGUCCAGCACACACCAUCCAGCCUAGCUCGACAACGUCCCCAAAGUCCGGAUCUUCUUCCCAAACCUCGCACCAUAUGUCGGCGUUCAAACCCACCUCCCUCGCCUCUUGCAUCACGCUCAACUCGUCAAUCAGCUGCACUGCGCGGCACUCAAGCUGCUGCACUGCGCGUCACUCCUCAAGCUGCUCCGACUCCGUUAUCUCGUCCCCCUCCUCUUCGACACCCUCAUAAACGGGCUCCCUCGGCUCGGGACAUCAAAUCAGACGACCUGCUGCCCACUCCUGAGAAAAUAACCCCGAGUAAACGUAGUGUGGACGGUAAGAAGAAGAGGGGUGAUGUGAGCAGGACCCCGUUUAGAACUCUAAACAUGGGAACACCCAACUCCAAUUCUUCCAGUAAGACAAGUCUCAGCUCCACUACCAGUCUCGUGACUCCUGAUUUCAGGACAGAACACGCACACAUUACUCCUGAGUUUAAGGUUCCUAGCUACUCAAUCAACUCCAAAUCUAGACAGCGUCUCAAACGUCUCUGAGAUUUAGUGAGCCUUAAAUAGUGAGCAAUAAAACGAACCAUGUUCAGCCGAUCUUUGAAGAGACAUAUAUAUCGAUUCGUCUGGGAAGAACGUUUAAAAAUACGUUCUAUAAGUUGCAUAAUUAUAUCUCGAUUUUGUUAUGAUGGUUGUGUUGUGGAUCUUUUACUACGACUCUAUUCAGCUGGCUGAAUAAUGGGUUUAUAUUUUCAUAACAUUGUUAAAGCACUGUAAACGAGGAUGUAAGUUGAGUGUUUUCAUGACAUUCCAAUUUCAUCGGAUGCUUAGAUUUUAAAAUACCUCAGGCUGAGCCUCUGAAGUAUUGUUGUUUUGCUGUAAAAUUGGAUUUAACUUUAACUUGGAGAGUGAAGAUUAUUCUAAUUUAACUUGAAUAUCAUUAUAUUGACUAUAUUCUGUUGUUUUUUGAAGUUGUGUUUAUACCCUGUGAAAUUUUCUGUAAACUGACACGAUAUUGAACAUUGUUAUUGUAUUUUAUAUUUGAUAUUAUUUGUCAUUAAUUGAA